Messenger RNA from Tripterygium wilfordii, 4870 nucleotides. Its product is annotated as laccase-6. Gene Ontology annotation, cellular component: apoplast. The coding region runs from base 3134 to 4846 and encodes 570 amino acids. The record is from RefSeq and is a predicted model, not a curated record. Lineage: Eukaryota; Viridiplantae; Streptophyta; Magnoliopsida; Celastrales; Celastraceae. Gene Ontology annotation, molecular function: hydroquinone:oxygen oxidoreductase activity; copper ion binding. Gene Ontology annotation, biological process: lignin catabolic process. The transcript is spliced from 11 exons.
CAACGGACAAAACAAGAUUGUCGUCUCCUUUCCUCACCAACAAACAAACAAAAAAAAUAUAUGUAGGUCUCCUUCGUGGAUUGAGAUAAAGAUGGAGAACAAUUGCGGCUUCAUGUCUUGCGAGAAACUGGAUCGGGUUGCGAGCUGGGUGGGCACGAACGUAGCUUCCGCUUUCUUCGCAUCCCUCGAGCGUUGCUCUUGCAUCAACCUCUCCACCACCGACCCUGACGACGACGAUGAUGAUGCCAAGGAUCUCCGUCCCCUGAUGCUUUCCAGGCCCGCUUCCGUCAAAGAUUCAGAUUUCCUCCCCAAUCCAGUCGGAACUACCGCCGCCGCCAACAAUAAUUCUGGUUGAUUUCGAUCAUCUUCUGUGGUUGCCUGGUUGGUUAUGCUUGUUUGUCCUAAAUCUUAUGCAGAAUAUGUAAACAAGAUUGUGUGUUUUUCUUUUUUCUUUUUUUUCUUUGUUUGUAAUAUUCGUAACUGUAUAUUUGAAUUUUGGAAUGCUUUUUACUUUAAUUAGAUGAAUAUAUGUAUAUAAGGGUCGUCCAAUUUCUUGUUUAUUACAAUCUUGUAAGGGAAAAUCUUUACAUCUGCUAUGAAAUUAAGCGCCAGUGAGGUUCUUAUGAGGAAAUUUUAUGCAUUUGUGAGUUUCCUUUGAUAUGCCCUGUUAUUGUAAAUCUACAAUCUUGUUGAGCUGAUGAGCUUAGGAGGAUUUCUUGACCUAGUUAUGCAGAUAUGAAGAGAAGCAAGAAUGAUCUCUGUUUGAUUUCAUACUGGCAUCCAUGGGAGAGAGGCACACUGGAGUAUUUCAUCUUGGCUGAUCUUUGGAGCUUUUAUGAUGAAUUGAGUAUAUUUAUAUAAAGCCGCACUUGGUAAUUGCUUUGAAUCACAAGAUUCGUGCAAUUAGAACCACAAGAUCGGGGACAAAUGGAGUAUUGCAUAAUUGCUAAACACUUUGAACGUCAAGGAAAAUCAUCAUAUGCUUAUCAUGGCUUCCAAUUGUUUUGAACAACGGGGAGAACUUAAUGGCUUAAUCCAGUACUAUGGCACCCUCUCUCUCAUCUAUAGAAGUACUCCUUCAAUAAACCGUUCUAAGGUGGAAUGGUUUGCUUAUUGUGGGUUGGGUUAACUGAUUGCCAACUGAGAAGGACCAAAUUGAUGGUCAAGGAGACAUAGUCUAUAAUGUUGUGGAAUUUAUAACUUCUGACCUGGCCUUGCUGCUUUUGAAUUUGUUUCUUAAGUUCUCCGUCAAACUGGUGUUUUACAGCAAGAGCUCUCUGUCAUCAUGUAUCUAAACAAUGUUGGAAGAUAAUGAUGCUGUAACGGUGGCCAGCAUGACCAGGCCAAGGCCUUUCCCUAACGAAGUUCUUUCUGACCAUGCUAUAUCUGUAGCCAUCAAGUUACAAUGCUACCGAGUAUCAUUAUUUCGUUCUUUGUUCAUUUUAUUUCUUCCUUUUCACUCGGGUGAAUGUUGUAGUGUUGAUGAGCUUUUGUCCCCUCGACUGAAAAUGAAAUUUGUUGGACAUUUUGCUUAUCUUGCUUACUGAAAUUAUGGUUCGACAACUGCUCUUUUAAUAAAUCAUUAUUUUCUUGCUUCACUUCAUAUCUUCACACAGCAUCUUGGUAAAUACUUUAAGCAGUGUCAGGUCGGUCCGGAUUUCCCGGCCCUUACAUGUUAGGUUUGUUUUAGCUUGGUCAAAAAGGUGUCGACUGUUUUUUAAUAUGCUGUAGUUUUGCUGAUGUCCCUUUUCAGGUUGGAGAGAAGGUUCUAUGCUUUUCUUCUGUACAAAAGUUGUCAUAAGAAAGUUACUUUUGAUUGAUGAAUGUGACAGAAAUAGCCAUCUCUGGAGUGUCUUUCUUUUUCUUGGCCAUUCUUCGAUUUCUCUUUGCUUUUCUCAUUUCUGGUGUCUAGUUCAAGCUGAACUAGAGAUCUUGUAUGUGUGUGAUGUUCUAUUAGCUUACAUAUACUAUCCAUACUUGUGAUGACAUUCUCAGGCAUGCAGUGAUAUUAUUUUUCACUACCACACAAUCAUACCUCAGCGUCGUACAUAUAUGGUGGAGAUGUAUUACUUUUUUUUUCUUUUUGUGUUAUUUUUUACUGGUAUAUCCUCUUUAAAUUAAGGUCCAACUUUUCUUUCUUAAUCGUAUUACCUUGUGCCAUUCCGUUUUUUCUAAUGGAUGGUAUAGCAUGUCAAGUAAUGACCAAACGCUCUUAAAUCUUAAUUGCCAUUUCAUUAACUGGCACUAAUUAUAUCUUUGGUAGUUUAGUUACUGUAGCCCUGGCUACUAAUACCAAUCAUAAACUAAGCAGACCAAAAUAAAUUUAGAGACUCCACAAUUGUUUAGAGUCGACAAUUCAUAUCUAGUGAUUAGUUGUGAAGAAAAAGUCACACAUGUUCUAAAAUUUUAAAAGCAAAGAUGUGAUGUGACACACUUCUCACACCCAUUUGAUUAAAAUUGUAAACUCUCUCAAUGAAUUACUAAAUCCCAAAUAAUAAUAAUAAAAAAAUAUAUUUUAAAAACAUGGUAAUCGGUAGUCGAGGAGUGUAAUCACAUGCAAAGAAUGAUGGGAUGAGAAAAAAAAAAAAAAAGGCAUUGUAUCAAGUGUGUGGGGUUUGAAAGGCGUGCACCAACCAAAGCUUAAUUAUGAUUGGUUUAGAAGAGGAUGUCUUUAGAAAGCAAAACAAGUCAACAGUACUUCUCUUCAAAUGUUGCAUGCCAUGUUUGGGUUCCACCAAAAGGCCAAGAAAAGAAAACUGUGAUAUGAUACAUAUUUCCCCUAAAAAUGACAAAUGCUUGAUAGUCUAUAUAUAAAUAUAGGGCAAAACGCAGCUGUUGUCAUACAUGAACAUUGUUCAUUGUUGGGUCCCUAAUAGUUAAUAUGCUGUUCACAGUCAAAAAUAUAUAUGUACACUUUUGUGUGUGAGAAACAAGGAGAGAGUUAAACCCUUCCCCACACUGAUGUCUUUGCAUAAUGACAACCCCAACACCUUAUUAUCACCAGGAAUCAUGAAAGCUGACAAACAUAAAAAAAAUCUACACAAAUCCUCCUGUUUUUUUAUCACUAUCUCUAUUAAAAUCCACACCCCUUCUAUUCCACUUCAAAUCCAUCUCUUAACACAAACAGACAACAAUGGCCAAUCUAGCCACUUCAUUUACGUUAUGGCUAAGCUUACUAUCUUAUUCUUACAUCAAUGCUAUGGCGCAAUGGCCGGCAGGAAGAUCAACCAGAUUCUACGAGUUCAAGGUUCAAACUAUGAGGAUGACUAAACUUUGCAACACCAACGAAAUUGUGGCAGUCAACAACAUGUUUCCCGGGCCUGUGAUAUAUGCUCAAGAGGAUGACAGAGUGACAGUCAAAGUUACAAAUGCGUCACCCUACAAUGCCAGCAUCCACUGGCAUGGUGUACGGCAGAGGCUAUCAUGCUGGUUCGAUGGGCCUUCAUACAUAACCCAAUGUCCAAUCCAACCAGGGCAGAGUUUCACUUACGACUUCACUUUAGCGAAACAGAAGGGCACACUCUUUUGGCAUGCUCAUGUUUCUUGGCUAAGAGGCACCGUCUACGGUGCCAUUGUUAUUUAUCCAAAGACUGGGGUUCCUUACCCCUUCAAACAUCCUUAUCAAGAGGAAAUCAUAAUCCUAGGGGAGUACUGGCUGAAGAACAUGGUACAACUUGAGCAGCAAGUUCUGGCAAGUGGAGGAGAUCCUCCAAUUGCCGAUGCGUUUAUAAUCAAUGGACAUCCAGGCCCCAACUAUAACUGCUCUAACGAUGAUGUAUACAAGAUUGAUGUAGUCCCAGGAAGGACAUACAUGUUAAGACUCAUUAAUGCAGGCUUAAACAUGGAGAACUUCUUCGCAAUUGCCAAUCACAAACUAAAAAUUGUGGAAGCUGAUGGGGAGUACACAAAGCCAUUCAUGACCGAUUGUGUAAUGCUCGGACCGGGACAGACCAUGAACGUCCUUGUCACCGCUGAUCAGCCCAUAGCAAGAUACUCCAUGGCCAUGGGACCUUACAUGUCUGCUCAGCGUGUACGAUUUCAAAACAUCACAGCAAUUGCAUACUUCCAAUACUGUGGGGCCACUCCUAAUAGCCUAUCAUUACCAGCCAGAUUACCUAACUUUAAUGAUAAUCUGGCAGUUAAGACGGUCAUGGACGGACUAAAAAGCCUGAGCACUGUUAAUGUUCCAAAAGAAACCGAUACAAAUCUUUUUGUCACAAUUGGUGUGAAUGUUCAAAAAUGUCAGUCCAUGCAACCACAGCAAAAUUGCCAGGGUAUUAACCAUGGGGUUAUGGCAGCUUCGAUGAACAAUAUUAGUUUUUCCAAGCCUAAUGUUUCAGUUUUAGAAGCCUAUUAUAGAAAGAUCGAUGGCUACUUCACUGAGGACUUCCCUUAUGCGCCGCUAAAAUUCUAUGACUUUGUUAAUGGGGCGCCAAAUAAUAUACCUAAUGACACAAACUCAAUGAUUGGAACUAGGACCAAAGUCCUUGAUUAUGGAACCAGGGUUCAAAUCAUAUUCCAGGAUACUGGGACCAUCACUACUGAGAAUCACCCAAUUCAUCUUCAUGGGUAUAGCUUCUAUGUCAUAGGAUAUGGUUACGGGAACUUUGAUCCACAAACCGCACAGUUUAAUUUAGUUGAUCCACCCUAUAUGAACACAAUCGGAGUUCCUGUGGGUGGAUGGGCCGUAAUUCGAUUUCGUGCAGAUAAUCCAGGGGUAUGGUUCAUGCAUUGUCAUGUAGAGAUACACCAGUCAUGGGGAUUGGGUACAGUGCUGAUAGUAAAGGAUGGGAAGGGAGGACUAGAGACACUACCACACCCUCCGGCAGAUCUGCCUCACUGUUAGAGCCAUUGAGUAUCUUGCCUCAAG